CUGGGAGCAUUGUCUCUUUAAAGGAAAGUACAAGCCCCUCAUGCUGGCCGCUACCACAGCUGGCUUCUCCUGCUCUGCCCAGGGUCCUUGUGGAUUGGGGUGACCUGGCCCUGGCUCCUGUCCAGGGCCUUAGGGGAGGACCGGGGAGAACCCUGCAUUUAGUGACUGUCUGGUGCAGCCCUCACUGGUGAAAUUCCAAGGGGCCUGAAGAGAGUGAGCGCCAGACUCCAGCCGGUACCGCAAGCUAACACUUCACCUCUGCGCGGCCAGUCAGCCUCCGGACACCUCUGCACAGGAGGCGAGACCCGAGAGCAGCGGACCAGGGGCUUCAGGGACUCCCAAGUUCAGUCUCUUACCCAGAACUGUAUGGUCCAGGUCCAGGGCUUGCCUUUGGCUUUUCUGCUGCCCAGAGGAAGGACAACACUUUACCCAGUCUAGAGGACUUUACAAUCAAGGACGAAGGCCUCAGUCAUCAGCACAACAGCCGGCUCCCCUAUAGCAUCCAGCAACCCCCCGUUUUUUGAGCGUCCCAGCCUCAGGACGCCUGAGCCUCAGUAAAACCAAGACAGGACCGCCCUGCUCAGGCUACCCAUUUUACAGAUUAGAAGACCGAGGCCCAGAGAGGGCGAUGAGUUACCUUCUGAUUCCUAGUUUACACUUUCAUUGAUUCCGGUCCCGGGGUUCCCCCUUCGGUUCCUUCCUUUGGAGAGAGCCCACUUCUGUCCAAAGCUGGCCCCAGCGUGUGGCGUGCGGAGAACUGUUAUUUAUUUGGCCUGCUCUUAAUGACGGCGCCUCACCUACCUGCCCCAAUCCGAGGAGGAGCCCUGGGCUGGAAUUUCCUGUUUUCUGAGGGUUCUGGGGGCUGCCCCAGCAGGCUGGUUCCCUGGCGCCGCCGUUCCUGGGUGUUCCAGGCCAGGCUUGCUGCCUCUCUCUCCUUGCUGGGCUGGCUUCCCGGCCUCUCCAGGUCUGGGCUUGCCCCUGCGCCGCGGAGGAGUUGUGCGACUCAGUCGACUGACGCCAGGUGCUCAGAGGCCCAGAGGCCGGAGGUCCGUGCGCUCCGGCCGCGGCCCCGGCCCGGGCCCCGCCCCGCGCCCCUCGCCAUGGGCCUGGCCCUUGCCCGCGGGCCCUGACCAUGGAGCAGGGCUGGCCGCUGGGGGACACCUACAGCCGGGAGCGGCCCGCCGUAUGCCGCCGCGCCCUCAGCGUCUGCGACUCACUGGACCUGCAAGGCGCCCCGGCCAGCCGCGCCGCCCCCGCCCUGCAGGCUGCCGUGUAUGCGGGGCGCGAGCAGACUGCAAGGCCGCGGAGCGUGUGUUCGGGAGGCCCGGCGCCUCCGCCCACCGGCGCCCGCAGCCUGCUGCUUGGCUUCCUGCGCCCGCGCCUCGGCCGCCGGGGCCCCUCCGACGGCCGUCCACCGGCCCCUGGGCCUGCACCCUCGGAGCGCCUGGGCUCGGCUGCACCCAGCCCUGUGCCCAGCCCCAAGCCGGCCCUGCGCGGCCACUCCCGGGGCAGCCAGGCGCCGCGGCCACGGCCCACGAGCAUGACGUUCCUGGAGGUGAACCGCCUGGAGCUGGCCGAGGCCGAGGCCGCGGGCGCCGGGCUGGGCCGCGCUGGCAGCGCCGGCUUCCUGCGGGGCGCCUCCUUGUGGAGCAGCCAGCGCUGGCAGGUGCUGCGCGGCGGUAGCGGGCGCGCCACCCCGGGCCCCCGGCGCGGCCUGUCGGCCCUGAGGAAGAGCUUCAGCUUCCGCCUGCGCCGCGGCCAGGAGAUCAGGCGCGCGGAGUCCGGGCUGCUGCCCCGGGCGCGCACCCGCAGCGACGGCGACGCCAGCUCCCUGGGCACCUUCCCCAGCCGCCGCGACUUGCUGCUGGGCGCCGAGGCCCCUCGCGGCGCCCCAGAGUCCGGCCGACCUCGCUCCGCCGCGGGCCUCUGGAAGCUGCUCACCAGCCGCUUCCGCCGGAGGGACCCCCCGCCGGAGCCCGCACCCGCAGAGCCGUUGUGGAGCCGCCGGGCGGCCAUGGCCCCUGGGCUCCUGGGCGCGCCAAGCGACUCGUUUGUGAACAGCCAGGAGUGGACCCUGAGCCGCUCGGUGCCGGAGCUUAAAGUGGGCAUUGUGGGGAACCUGUCUAGUGGGAAGUCGGCCCUUGUGCACCGCUACCUGACAGGGACCUAUGUGCAGGAGGAGUCCCCCGAAGGGGGUCGGUUUAAGAAGGAGAUUGUGGUGGAUGGCCAGAGCUACCUGCUGCUGAUCCGAGAUGAAGGCGGCCCGCCUGAGCUCCAGUUUGCCGCCUGGGUGGACGCGGUGGUGUUUGUGUUCAGCCUGGAGGAUGAGAUCAGCUUCCAGACCGUGUACAACUACUUCCUGCGCCUCUGCAGCUUCCGCAAUGCCAGCGAGGUGCCCAUGGUGCUGGUGGGCACGCAGGACGCCAUCAGCGCCGCCAACCCUCGGGUCAUCGACGACAGCAGGGCCCGCAAGCUGUCCACCGACCUGAAACGCUGCACCUACUACGAGACGUGCGCGACCUACGGGCUCAAUGUGGAGCGCGUCUUCCAGGACGUGGCCCAGAAGGUAGUGGCUUUGCGGAAGAAGCAGCAGCUGGCCAUCGGGCCCUGCAAGUCACUGCCCAACUCCCCCAGCCACUCGGCAGUGUCCGCCGCCUCCAUUCCCGCCGUGCACAUUAACCAGGCCACGAAUGGCGGCGGCAGCGCCUUCGGCGACUACUCGUCCUCAGUCCCCUCCACCCCCAGCGUCAGCCAGCGGGAGCUGCGCAUCGAGACCAUCGCCGCCUCCUCCACCCCCACACCCAUCCGCAAGCAGUCCAAGCGGCGUUCCAACAUCUUCACGUCUCGGAAGGGUGCCGACUUGGACCGGGAGAAAAAGGCUGCUGAGUGCAAGGUGGACAGCAUCGGCAGUGGCCGGGCCAUCCCCAUUAAACAGGGCAUCCUGCUGAAGCGGAGCGGCAAGUCCCUGAACAAGGAGUGGAAGAAGAAGUACGUGACGCUCUGUGACAAUGGUCUGCUCACCUACCACCCCAGCCUGCACGAUUACAUGCAGAACAUCCACGGCAAGGAGAUUGACCUGCUGCGGACGACGGUGAAAGUGCCAGGGAAGCGCCUGCCCCGAGCCACGCCAGCCACAGCCCCAGGCACCAGUCCCCGGGCCAACGGGCUGGCCUCCGAGCGGAGUAACACGCAGCUGGGCGGGGGCACAGGCGCCCCCCACUCGGCCAGCCGCCCCGAGGGGCUGCACCAGCGCUCCUGCUCCGUUUCCAGCGCAGACCAGUGGAAUGAGGCCGCUGCCUGGCCCGCAGCCAGUGGCUCAGCUGAGGUGCUCAGCUCCAGCCCCAAACUGGAUCCUCCCCCAUCUCCCCACUCCAACCGGAAGAAGCACCGGAGGAAAAAGAGCACCGGGACCCCCCGACCAGACGGCCCCAGCAGUGCUGCCGAAGAGGCAGAGGAGUCCUUUGAGUUUGUGGUGGUGUCCCUCACGGGGCAGACGUGGCACUUCGAGGCCUCAACGGCGGAGGAGCGGGAGCUGUGGGUGCAGAGCGUGCAAGCCCAGAUCCUCGCCAGCCUGCAGGGCUGCCGCAGCGCCAAGGACAAGACUCGGCUGGGGAACCAGAAUACAGCGCUGGCUGUGCAGGCCGUCCGCACCGUUCGUGGCAACAGCUUCUGUAUCGACUGUGAUGCCCCCAAUCCGGACUGGGCCAGCCUGAACCUGGGUGCCCUGAUGUGCAUCGAGUGCUCGGGGACCCACCGACACCUGGGGGCCCACUUGUCCCGGGUCCGUUCCCUUGACCUCGAUGACUGGCCACCUGAGCUGCUGGCUGUCAUGACCGCCAUGGGCAACGCCCUGGCCAAUAGUGUCUGGGAGGGGGCCCUGGAUGGCUAUGCAAAGCCAGGGCCUGAUGCCUGCAGAGAGGAGAAGGAGCGCUGGAUACGGGCCAAGUACGAGCAGAAGCUAUUCCUGGCCCCACUGCCGAGCUCGGAUGUGCCACUGGGGCAGCAGCUGCUCCGGGCCGUGGUGGAGGACGACCUGCGGCUGCUGGUGAUGCUUCUGGCACACGGGUCCAAGGAGGAGGUGAACGAGACCUACGGGGAUGGGGACGGGCGCACAGCUCUGCACCUGUCCAGUGCCAUGGCCAAUGUCGUCUUCACUCAGCUGCUCAUCUGGUAUGGGGUGGACGUGAGGAGCCGGGACGCCCGGGGCCUGACCCCGCUGGCCUACGCGCGCCGGGCUGGCAGCCAGGAGUGCGCAGACAUCUUGAUCCAGCACGGCUGCCCGGGGGAGGGCUGUGGCCUAACACCUGCCCCCAACAGAGAGCCGGCCAACGGCACCAGUGCCUCUGCUGAGCUGCACCGAAGUCCGAGCCUCCUCUAAGGCCCAGGAAGAGCACAGCAGGACUCCAUACCCUGGGCACUUUCCUGCCUACAGGCACUGGGGGAAACAAAGGCACAGAGACUGAGUCCUAGGGACACACGGAAAGGAAGAGGGAGAGGAACCAGGAAAAGAGCUAAAUGAGGGCAGAUGGAUCAGAACAGAAGUGCGGGACUUGAACUGCAGCCUCAAGGGAGUGGAGGGGCCCGGCCUUCUGCCCAGCGGUGCCACUGAGAAGGGACAGGACCCUUGGAGGUACCUGUGAGGAGAGGGGAGCAGGACCUCUCCCUCCUCCAGAUUCCUACCCUCUCGUCCCAGCCCCCUGCGAACUUUCAUCCCCAAGUGGAGCCUGGAUAGGGCGGGGGUGCUGGGUGAAAGACAAGGGGGUGAUCUGUGAGUCCCAUGUAAAUUUGUACAUUGGAGUAUUUAUGUUUGUGUACAUAUUUGGCGUGUGUGUAUGAUGAGCCAAUAAACCUGACCGUGUGUGGC
Messenger RNA from Artibeus jamaicensis (Jamaican fruit-eating bat), 4864 nucleotides. It is a transcript of the gene AGAP3, whose product is annotated as ArfGAP with GTPase domain, ankyrin repeat and PH domain 3. Gene Ontology annotation, cellular component: nucleus. Bases 1133 to 4378 code for a protein of 1081 amino acids. The transcript has 18 exons. Gene Ontology annotation, molecular function: protein binding; GTPase activator activity; GTPase activity. Gene Ontology annotation, biological process: proteasome-mediated ubiquitin-dependent protein catabolic process. The record is from RefSeq and is a predicted model, not a curated record. NCBI's taxonomy places the organism in Eukaryota, Metazoa, Chordata, Mammalia, Chiroptera, Phyllostomidae.